CGUUUAUUGCUGUUUUAUUUUAGUAAUGUUGUUUUACUGAUGCUUCUCUUAUGUUCUGUCAAUAAAAUGGGUAGUUUCCUGCGUGAUAUCUGGCUCUUUGUUACUCACUGCUCAUUUUUUCCUGAUUAUUUUGCAGGGCUUUCUCUGAAAUCUCAGGAGUUGAUGGCAUUGUUUUUGGUGCUCAAAAUUUAUUAUAGUUACACGAACUUUGAUGUACAUACAAUACUCAUUGCGGCCACAUUGAUAACAACUUUGUGGGUUGUCUAUAUGAUGCGUGUUUUCUUGAAAUCAAGUUACAUGGUGCAUGAGGACAACUUUCCAACGCAUUAUCUGGUGAUUGCAUGUGCUGUUAUGACACUCGUUGUUCAUCCAAAGUCAUCUGAUGCAUUGAUCAACCGUCUCAUCUUGGCCUUUGGAUGCUAUUUGGAAACAGUUGCAAUUAUGCCGCAGCUUCGCUUGAUGCAGAACACCAAGAUUGUCGAGUCAUUGACAGCUCACUAUGUUUUUGCUCUGGGAGUUACUCGUUUUUUAAGCUGUGCUCGCUGGAUACUUCAGGUGCCAAGGGAGGAACUCACCGCAUUGCUAACCAGAUCCCAAAGAAGCGUCAAAAGCCCCCAAGAGGUGGAAGAUAGCUUUCACCUGAAG
Messenger RNA from Phalaenopsis equestris, 645 nucleotides. Its product is annotated as ER lumen protein-retaining receptor-like. NCBI's taxonomy places the organism in Eukaryota, Viridiplantae, Streptophyta, Magnoliopsida, Asparagales, Orchidaceae. Gene Ontology annotation, biological process: protein retention in ER lumen. The record is from RefSeq and is a predicted model, not a curated record. Gene Ontology annotation, molecular function: ER lumen protein retrieval receptor activity. The transcript has 4 exons. Gene Ontology annotation, cellular component: membrane. The annotation marks the transcript as partial.